UAUUUGGGGAGUUUCCUAAUAAUGUCACUUAGCAGUUGCCUAAAAUUUGUCUUAAGAACUGUCAAGAUCAUGUUUCAAGUCGUUGGCUCACUAGCAGCGUUGGGAUUAAUAGGUAUCUACUCUUUCCAAAACAAAUUGGUUUAUCCAUCCUUUGCAAAUAAUGGAAGAAAACAUGUCGAUACUCCCAACAAAUAUGGCAUGCCCUAUCUGGCAAUCGACCUAACUACAAAAGAUAAUGUCGUAAUAAAGGGAUUCGUGUUAAGACACAACCCUCUUUCUGCAAAUUAUAAAGACAAAACGAUUGUGAUGCUCUCUCCCAAUGCUGGGAAUAUUGGCCACUACUUGCCUACUGUUAAAAUAUUUUUCAGAGAAUUCCAUUAUAACGUUGUUAUUGUCUCUUAUAGAGGGUAUGGGUAUUCCGAAGGUGAACCAUCAGAAAAGGGAAUCAAAUUGGAUGCAGAAGCAAUUUUGAACUACUUAAUCAUUGACGAACAGUUUAAAAGAAGUUCAAUUAUCUUAUAUGGAAGAUCAAUUGGUGGUGCUGUUGGAAUCUAUAUGGCAUACAUCAACCAGGUUUUGAAUACUGAUAAAAAUUUUAAUAUUUCAGCUAUCAUUUUAGAAAAUACAUUUCUAAGUAUUCAUAAAGUGAUACCCUUCAUUUUCCCUCUUCUAAAGUACUGCUCGUUUUUAUGCCAUGAUAAAUGGCCAUCUGAGGAAUAUGUUGAGCACAUAUCAAAAGAGAUUCCAGUUUUAUUUUUAUCUGGCUUAAAAGAUGAGAUUGUUCCCUCAGGCCAUAUGGAAGAAUUACACAAGUUGAGUCUAAGUGAUAAAAAGGUCUUUAUCAAAUUUAAAAAUGGCUAUCAUAAUGAUACAAAUUGCCAGCCAGAUUACUGGAAACAUGUUUAUAAAUUCAUUGAGGAGGAUGUUGUAAAUAGAAAUCUAUGA
This is a messenger RNA of Ascoidea rubescens DSM 1968, 945 nucleotides long. Its product is annotated as alpha/beta hydrolase. Gene Ontology annotation, molecular function: palmitoyl-(protein) hydrolase activity. Gene Ontology annotation, cellular component: membrane. The transcript has a single exon. The annotation marks the transcript as partial. The record is from RefSeq and is a predicted model, not a curated record. NCBI's taxonomy places the organism in Eukaryota, Fungi, Ascomycota, Saccharomycetes, Ascoideales, Ascoideaceae.